Cetraspora pellucida is the source of this 186-nucleotide messenger RNA. Lineage: Eukaryota; Fungi; Glomeromycota; Glomeromycetes; Diversisporales; Gigasporaceae. The record is from the annotation of a GenBank genome assembly.
GUAGGAUGGCACGAUUCUACGAUUACACCUAGUUUCGGAUUAUCGACCUUCUUGUUGGCUACUUCUUCUUCGGGUAAGUAUUUCGGUUCUUUUCUUUCUUGUCCUCUUAUUUGGAUUGACUUUUCUUCACGUUCUUUAGACUCGGAUGAAUAUUUAGUUCUUGGAUCAUGUGAUAGAAAGAGAUGA